AUGCAAGGCGUCGGUGACCAGGGAGGAGGCAUGGAGAUGAGCUUCGGGGGCGGGGGCGGGGGCGGCGGGGAGUGCUCCUCGUCGUCCGCGGCGGCGGUGGCGGUCGCGGCCGCGUCGGCAGCCGAGGCGGAGGAGCGGCAGCUGCUCAAGGGGGAGAUGGCGGUGCACCCGCUGUGCGAGCAGCUGGUGGCGGCGCACGUCGGGUGCCUGCGCGUGGCCACCCCCAUCGACCACCUCCCGCUCAUCGACGCGCAGCUCGCGCAGUCCAGCGGCCUCCUCCACUCCUACGCCGCCCACCACCGCCCCUUCCUCUCCCCGCACGACAAGCAGGAGCUCGACUCCUUCCUCGCGCAGUACCUGAUGCUGCUGUGCUCGUUCAGGGAGCAGCUGCAGCAGCACGUCCGGGUGCACGCCGUGGAGGCCGUCAUGGCGUGCCGGGAGAUCGAGCAGUCCCUGCAGGACCUAACUGGUGCGUCGUUGGAGGAAGGGACGGGAGCGACAAUGUCCGAGGACGAGGAUGAGGGGCCGCCGAUGAUCAUGGAGGCGGCACCCAUGGAUAUGAGCUCGAAUGGACAUGACAUGAUGGGCUUCGGCCCUCUGGUACCCACGGACACGGAGCGUUCCCUCAUGGAGAGGGUCAGGCAGGAGCUCAAAAUUGAACUCAAACAGGGUUUCAAGUCAAGGAUUGGGGACGUGAGGGAGGAGAUACUCCGGAAGAGGAGGGCCGGGAAGUUGCCUGGGGACACCACCACCAUACUGAAGCAAUGGUGGCAGGAACACGCCAAGUGGCCCUACCCCACGGAAGACGAUAAGGCCAAGCUGGUUGAAGAGACUGGCCUGCAGCUGAAGCAAAUCAACAACUGGUUCAUCAAUCAGAGGAAGCGCAACUGGCACAACAACUCCCAGACAUCAACCCUCAAAUCAAAGCGUAAAAGGUGCUUAGGUGGGAGCUGCAAAAGUGCAAAGUAUAUACAUGCAUAUACAUAUACCUGA
Molecule: messenger RNA, 993 nt
Organism: Triticum turgidum subsp. durum (durum wheat)
Lineage: Eukaryota; Viridiplantae; Streptophyta; Magnoliopsida; Poales; Poaceae
Source: the annotation of a GenBank genome assembly